Molecule: messenger RNA, 1509 nt
Organism: Puntigrus tetrazona (Sumatra barb)
Lineage: Eukaryota; Metazoa; Chordata; Actinopteri; Cypriniformes; Cyprinidae
Gene: gnrhr4
Product: gonadotropin releasing hormone receptor 4
Exons: 4
Coding region: 541-1509 (322 amino acids)
Biological process (GO): G protein-coupled receptor signaling pathway
Cellular component (GO): membrane
Molecular function (GO): gonadotropin-releasing hormone receptor activity; peptide binding
Source: RefSeq, a predicted model, not a curated record
CUUCACUCGCCAACCGGAAUAGAAAGCACCAACUGAGGAUGCUGUGGUAGAUACGUACCUAUUUUAUGUUUUUUUGAAACUUAUUUCCGUUCAUUCAAAUGGUAUUUUUUUUCUGUAAAACAUAGACGCCUUUAACCUGAAUAAGUUAUAUCACCAAUACGAAUGUCACCUUGCGAACAGGUGUCUUGUUGGAUGACAGAGUACUCAUCUGUCUGGAGAAGUGAUCGGGAAGAGCUACAUUCGAACUUGAAGAUCGGAUUUUAGAAAUAAUGGAUGAUGCGAAUUGACUAAGGUUCAUAAGUAGCUGACAUGUACAAACAUCUAUUUAUUUCAAGGUCAUUUGAUUUCUUCUAAUGCACUAAGCGGUCGUUUGGGGAGAAGUGUCUCGGAUUGACUCUAGUAGGCUACUAUCAAGUUAAGGAGCUUUUCCAGGUACAAUCGCGGUCUCUUCCCCGUAUCAUGAUGAAUUGUCUGUGAGCCUCACUGUGCAGCAGGUAGCUGAGCGAAUGCAGCAAAAACACACGCUUUCACUCUUCAGUGAUGAAUGACAGCUCUCCAACAUCUGAGAACAUCAUGUUUCACCAGCUGACUGCAGAUGCUCUGAACGGUAGCUGUGACUACACCUUGCCCACGUGUAACAAUAGCGCAGGUGAAGCGGCGUUGCAGCUGCCCACUUUUUCCAUGGCGGCAAAAGUGAGGGUGAUAAUUACCUUCACUCUUUGUGCAGUGUCAGCUGUGUGCAACCUCUCCGUGCUGUGGGCUGCCAGCACCAACAACAAGCGCAAGUCUCACGUAAGAAUUUUAAUCAUGAACCUCACCGUCGCCGACCUGCUGGUGACUUUCAUCGUGAUGCCAGUGGAUGCGGCUUGGAACAUCACGGUUCAGUGGUUGGCGGGGGAUCUGGCUUGCAGAUUGCUAAUGUUUCUGAAGCUUGUGGCGAUGUACUCCUGCGCGUUCGUGACUGUGGUCAUAAGCCUGGACAGGCAGUCGGCCAUUCUCAACCCUCUGGCCAUCAAUAAGGCUAAGAAGAAGAACAAAAUAAUGCUGAGCGUGGCCUGGGUGAUGAGUGUUGUUCUCUCUGUCCCUCAGAUGUUCCUGUUUCACAAUGUGACCAUCACGGUACCAGCCAAUUUCACUCAGUGCACCACACGAGGGAGCUUUGUCAAACACUGGCAGGAGACCAUCUACAAUAUGUUUACUUUCAUUUGCCUCUUCCUGAUACCUCUGGCCAUCAUGAUCUGCUGUUACACAAGGAUCUUGGUGGAGAUCUCUCGAAGGAUGACCAAAGGAAACAUAUCGUCAAAGGAAGUCCACUUACGGCGUUCAAACAGCAACAUCCCAAAGGCCCGUAUGAGGACUUUGAAAAUGAGCAUAGUCAUAGUGACCUCUUUCAUAGUUUGCUGGACUCCAUACUAUUUGCUGGGUCUUUGGUACUGGUUCCUGCCUGAGGAUUUAGAAGAGACAGUUUCUCACCACUUACUCACAUACUGUUUAUUUUGGACUCUUUAA